Hordeum vulgare subsp. vulgare (domesticated barley) is the source of this 1203-nucleotide messenger RNA. Its product is annotated as 2-methoxy-6-polyprenyl-1,4-benzoquinol methylase, mitochondrial. The record is from RefSeq and is a predicted model, not a curated record. The transcript has 8 exons. The coding region runs from base 130 to 1029 and encodes 299 amino acids. Lineage: Eukaryota; Viridiplantae; Streptophyta; Magnoliopsida; Poales; Poaceae. Gene Ontology annotation, cellular component: mitochondrion. Gene Ontology annotation, biological process: ubiquinone biosynthetic process. Gene Ontology annotation, molecular function: methyltransferase activity.
CUCGCAUCUCCGCACGCACCGCCGUCGCCGCCCGUGCUCCCUUCUCCCCCCUCCCCCCUCCCCCCGUCGACGGCCAUCUAUUACUCCGGGCUCGGAUCGGCUAUCUCGCCCCGCCAAGGAAGGAAGGGCAUGGCUCUGCGAGCAGCCGCCGCGCGGCUGGCGUCCUCCAGCCUCCGCCGCCACCACGGCCACCUCCUCCCGGCGGCCUCCGCCGCCAGCCACGCGGCCUUCCUCCACUCCCACGCCACCAGCUUCGGAUUCAAGCAGGUGCGCGAGGACGAGAAGAGCAAGCUGGUCGGCAACGUAUUCAGCAGCGUCGCCUCCAGCUACGACGUCAUGAACGACCUCAUGAGCGCUGGGCUGCACAGGCUCUGGAAGGACAGGCUGAUUUCAAAGCUGAAUCCUUUUCCUGGUAUGAAGCACCUGGACGUGGCCGGUGGGACAGGGGAUGUUGCAUUCCGUGUAGUGGAAAGAAUUAAGAGUGUGAGCCACAGAGCUAUGCAGGGUACUCUUACUGAUAUGGAAGAAGACACUCACAUUUAUGUUUGCGACAUUAAUCCAAAUAUGCUAGAAGUUGGAAAGAAGCGUGCUGCUGAAAAAGGCUACAAUGAAGAGAAGUGCCUUAGUUGGGUACAGGGAGAUGCAGAAGCUCUUUCUUUUGAGGAUGGGUCUAUGGAUGGCUAUACUAUUGCAUUCGGGAUCAGAAAUGUUACGCACAUUGAGAAAGCUCUAUCAGAAGCUUACAGAGUUCUAAAGAAAGGAGGAAGGUUCCUGUGCUUGGAGUUGAGCCAUGUGGAUGUUCCAGUUUUUAAAGACAUUUACGACAUCUAUUCGUUUUCUGUGAUUCCGGCUGUGGGAGAGCUAGUUGCUGGUGAUAGGCAGUCGUACCAAUACUUGGUCGAGAGCAUUCGUCGGUUUCCAAAACAGGAAAAGUUUGCUCAGAUGAUCCAGGAAGCUGGGUUUGAGGCAGUCGAAUAUGAAAAUCUGGUAGGUGGUGUAGUUGCCAUUCACUCUGGAGUGAAACUGUAAUAUAGGUUGAAUAGCAGCACAGGCGACGCUUUCGUGGGUGGUGGUGGAUCUGAAUCAGGCAUUUGGGGCUAACAAUCGACCAUUUUCUUUGUUAAAAAUUAAUGUAACUAUUCCCGUUUAUGUAAUUCAAAAUAAGAACAGAUGAUGAUAUGCACAGAGGUCUUAUUUUUUUCA